ACAGUAGAGGAAGUAGUGACUAGUGAGUAGUGCUUCUGCUACUUCCAUGUCAUAUUCUACACUCACUCUCGCUCUUCAAAUCAACUCAUUGCUUCUCACUCCACCCCAUCUUAACAUAAUUUGCCACUCUCUCUCUCUACUCUCUCUCUCCAAAACAAAAUAUUUACACAGUUUAAUUAAUUUCUAGUAUUAUUAAUUUGUUGUGGUUUAUAUUAUCAAUUGAGCUGCGGCGUCCAUGGCGGAACCGCCGGCACGUGUCAAAUUCACCGAGCACGUGAUCACCACCGACAAAAUCACUCCCCAUCGGAAAUCCGCCGACCACCGGAAAAUUGUCAGAAUAGUCCUCACCGACGCCGACGCCACCGAUUCCGACGACGAUGAUAACGGCUUCUUCGUGCAGAGGGUCAGGAGGCACGUGGAGGAGAUCAAGUUCACCUCGCCGGCGCCGGCGCCGGCGUGUCUGAUCGGGAACCGAUCGGAGGGCAGGAAGAAGGGACGGAGCUCAGACCGCCGGGGAAAGUUCCGCGGCGUGAGGCAGCGGCCCUGGGGGAGAUGGGCGGCGGAGAUCCGCGACCCGACCCGGGGAAAACGGGUCUGGAUCGGGACCUACGACACUGCCGAGGAGGCCGCCGCUGCCUAUGACAGGGAGGCGGUCCGGCUGAAGGGUCCGGCGGCGGUGAUCAAUUUUCCGGCGUCGGACGGCGGCGGGGCCGCCGCCCUGUCGUCUCCGAAGUCGGUGCUCUGCUACGGCGAGACGACGGAGACGCUGUUCGAUGAUCUGAUCGGCGGCGAGUUUGACUGGACGGCGGUGAGUUUGCCGCUCGCCGGAACGCCGUGGAGCGGCGGCGCCGGGGAAUUCGGCGAGUUUGACUUAGACGACUUUUUGAAUGAUUUUAGAUGACGUGGUGUGAUCCUAUCCGUUGAUUUGGGGAUGACGUGGCAGCCAGGGCGGGAAAUAUCUGUUGUGUUGCUUGCAGAUUAUUACUACAUACAUCGAUUUUGUUUAGAAUUGUCAAUUUAUAUUAUUAUUAUUUUUAUUUCUAUUUCCCAAGGAUGUUAUUAUAUUAUUAUUAUUUUUUUUUGAUGUAUGUAUUUUAAUGCUAUAUUAUAAAAAGAUUGUUGUAACUAAAUUUGUCUGUGAUAGGGAAUUGAGUAAAGUGUUGAGGUUAUUUGUUGUUA
Messenger RNA from Andrographis paniculata, 1179 nucleotides. RefSeq names its product pathogenesis-related genes transcriptional activator PTI6-like. Lineage: Eukaryota; Viridiplantae; Streptophyta; Magnoliopsida; Lamiales; Acanthaceae. Gene Ontology annotation, molecular function: DNA binding; DNA-binding transcription factor activity. Gene Ontology annotation, biological process: regulation of DNA-templated transcription. The record is from RefSeq and is a predicted model, not a curated record. The transcript has a single exon. The coding region runs from base 236 to 901 and encodes 221 amino acids.